UUGGAGGCAGCAGGCGGUAGUAUGAAUGUAAACUGCUGUUUUUCAGCUGAGAGUUUCAGAGCUACCGUUCGUUAUAUAGCCAAAUAAUCAUGCUGUUUAAUUGCAGAUCUUGCAUAUUUAACAAGAUAGAUCGACUGUGCUGAGUUUCCUUAAUGCUUGCUCUGUCUUAAAGCGCAGCUUUAGUUAAGCUAAGCUUGUUUACUAGCUUCAGCUGUAAAAGUUUCCCUGCUACUUUGAAUUGGCUGCGGACAGACAGACAGACAGCUAUGGAUAAAACACCGGUGAGACUCUCAUCAGAGCAUCAGGAGUCUGUUCCAAGUGGAUCCAGUGUAAACAAGCCCAUGAGUGCUGCCCUGAAAGCCAGGUUAAAAAGAUCACGGCCUUCCUUUACAUCCCCUUUGAGUGUGGUCAAACGGCUUAAAGUGGAUGAAGAUGACUUACCACACAGUUUAAACGGAGAGGCAGAUCAGACUGGACCAACAGAGGAUGAGGCUGAGAUUGAUGUGAACAGAAAUGAGACCAAGAAAGACUUUAAAGACUGUGUGGAGAGAUGUGGGUCUGACCUUUCUCAGGCCUCUCAAAGUGAGUUACUUUACCUCCAAGAGAAAUUAAAGAAAGAUGUCAAGGAGAAAGCUGAGACUCUGCGAAGGCUGAAUAUGGUCAGAAUGUACAGAAAGAAGAACGAUCUGACCCAGCUGCAGAGUCUGAUAGAUAAAUGGAGGCGGUGUGCUCAAGCAGUGCUGUAUGAACUACAAACAGAAUUACCUACAGAUCGCCAGAAAGCCAGCCUCUCUCAGCUUAUUGACCACUUUGGACUGGAGGACAGUAUUCUGCACUUUGAUAGGACAGCGGAGGACUUCACAGACAGCUAAUAUUCAUUAAGGUCUUUUUUUGUUCUAUGUUAUUGUUGUUCUUGUCAUCAUAAAUCUCUGUUUUCAAUCCUUUACUGUUUAAAUCUUCAUUUAGGGGUUUGGGAACAUUAAGUGGUAGAAGUAUUAUUUUAACAUUGAAGAAAAGGAUGAUUCAAUGUAACUGAUUUUGAACUUAGUGCAUGUAAAACUGUCACAGCAUCCUGACUUUGAUUGAAGUGUUUUUCAAGUUACUGUGAAACUUCAUCGACAACAGAGUUUAACCUCUAAGUCAUUGUACUUAGUUUUUUGCACUUUGCACUUUUUGUUCACCUGUUUAAUACUAUUGAAAAUGCAAUUAUUUGUUAAAGCUGAUGUCUUUGCUUAAAAAGGUGACUGUGAAUAAACAACAUUUUGUUUAAAAUGA
This is a messenger RNA of Astyanax mexicanus (Mexican tetra), 1275 nucleotides long. It is a transcript of the gene sfr1, whose product is annotated as SWI5-dependent homologous recombination repair protein 1. Bases 267 to 872 code for a protein of 201 amino acids. The transcript is spliced from 3 exons. The record is from RefSeq and is a predicted model, not a curated record. Gene Ontology annotation, biological process: positive regulation of DNA-templated transcription; double-strand break repair via homologous recombination. Gene Ontology annotation, cellular component: Swi5-Sfr1 complex. NCBI's taxonomy places the organism in Eukaryota, Metazoa, Chordata, Actinopteri, Characiformes, Acestrorhamphidae.